Molecule: messenger RNA, 4169 nt
Organism: Brassicogethes aeneus
Lineage: Eukaryota; Metazoa; Arthropoda; Insecta; Coleoptera; Nitidulidae
Source: the annotation of a GenBank genome assembly
UUUAAAUUCAUUUUAACAGUGCGUGUGUUAGUGUUUGUGUUUUAUAAAAAUAAAUUUAAAGUUUAAUUAGUAAACGUGAUUUUUAUUGUAUUAUGGAUGAUAGUGCUUUUGAUGAACUGAAAAAGAAAAACGUCCACCCGAAACAGAAAGCUGGGUUUUUAUCGAAACUUUUUUUUUGUUGGGGGUUUUCGAUAUUAUACAAAGGAUGCAAAAAAGAACUAGAUGAAGAUGAUCUAUACAAACCUCUAAAAGAACACGAGUCACACAAACUAGGAGAUAGACUUGAAGAUUUUUGGAAACAAGAGAAAUCCACCAAUAAACAUCCGAAAUUAUGGAGGGCUAUUUGGAACAUGUUCAAAAAAGAAAUCAUUGGAUAUGGAGUACUACAAUUUUUCUUAGAAUUUUGUCUAAGGUUAUCUCAACCUUUAGCAAUUGGCCAACUUAUGAAUUACUACCAACCUAAUCAAAUAUCAGUCACACUUAAUGAAGCAUACAUGUAUGCGGCAUUUAUAGUACUUACAUCUUUCUUGGGUGUACUUGUAUCACAUUGCUGUUUGUUUGGGCUCCAAUCUCUAGGAAUGAAAAUAAGAAUAGCAUGCUGUUCCCUAAUCUACAGAAAAAGUCUUAGGUUAAGCAAAGCUGCUUUAGGAAAGACAACCAUUGGUCAAAUGGUUAAUUUACUGUCCAAUGAUGUAAAUAGAUUUGAUGAUAUUGGAACAAAUUUUCAUUAUCUUUGGUUAGCACCCAUUGAAACUGGAGUUAUCAUGUAUUUGAUGUACAGGGUUGUAGGUUUAACUUCUCUAGCAGGAUUUUCUCUAUUGGUUAUAUUCAUACCUCUACAGAUGUUUAUGGGAAAACUAACGUCAAUAUAUAGACUAAGAACCGCCAUUAAAACUGAUGAAAGAGUUCGUUUAAUGGGUGAAAUUAUAUCAGGAAUUCAAGUAAUAAAAAUGUAUACUUGGGAAGAAUCAUUCACCAAGCUUGUAGAGUUUGUGAGAAAGUGUGAAAUAAAACAAAUUAGAUCUACGUCAUACUUACGCGCGCUGCACGUAUCAUACAAUAAAUUCAUCACAAGAACCGCUGUGUUUUUAUGCAUUCUAGUCUAUUCGCUGAUGGGUAACCGACCCAAUGCCGAAUACGUUUACGUAGUGUUUUCAUUCUACAAUAUUCUUAAAGACACCGUAACCACAAAGUUCCCGCAAGCAGUAGCAAGUCUGGCAGAAACCAUAGUAUCCAUCAAUAGAAUACAAGAUUUUCUUUCCUUUGAAGAAAUUAAAAAAAGUAAAUUAGAUUCUGGAAGUAAAAAGAAAUCGCCUCCUUAUACUUCCACUCCUUUGGAUAAAGAUCCUAUUUUGAAAAACCUAAAUGGAAUUGUAAUGCAAAGAGCAUAUGCAAAAUGGCAUCCAAAUCUUACAGAAGAAACUAUUUCCAACAUUAACUUUUCUGUUGGUAUGGGUGAAUUGGCCGCUAUAGUUGGUCCAGUUGGUAGUGGCAAAUCUAGUUUUCUGUGCACAAUACUAAAAGAAUUGCCCUUAUCGCGAGGUUCUGUGGAUGUGGGCGGUACAAUUUCAUAUGCCUCUCAAGAACCUUGGUUGUUCGCUGGAACUAUCAAACAAAAUAUUUUGUUUGGAGAAAAAUGGAAUAAAUCUAAAUACGAAAAAGUGGUUAAAGUAUGCGCUUUAGAGCGCGAUUUCGAACAACUUCCAUAUGGGGAUAGAAGCAUUGUAGGAGAUAAGGGUGUCACUAUUAGCGGUGGUCAAAGAGCUAGAAUAAACUUAGCUAGAGCUAUUUACAAGGAUGCUGAUGUAUAUUUAUUAGAUGAUCCUCUAUCGGCUGUCGAUACUUUUGUUGGUAAACAAUUAUUUCAAGAUUGUAUUAGCGAAUACCUUAAAAACAAGUGCACCAUACUUAUAACCCAUCAAUUACAAUAUCUGAGGAAUGUCGACAAAAUUUGCCUUAUGGAAAAUGGAAAAAUUGUUAUUACUGGAAAUUACGAAGAACUUAAGAAUUCUGGAAAAGAUUUUUCCACACUUCUUAAUGAUCAUUUAGAAGAUGAUAAAAAUGAUGAUACUAUAGAUGAAGAGAGCUUAAAACAAAAAAAGAUUUCAAUUACCGAUGAACCAUCAGAAAUAAAGGAACAAAAGAGUAUAGGUGGUAUUAAUUCAAGGGUAUACAAAAGUUAUCUUAGAGCAUGUGGAGGUUGGUUUCCAACUAUAUUAGUUGCUUUACUAUUUGGAGUCUCCCAAGCCAUGUCUAGUGGAGCUGAUUACUUUAUUUCAUUUUGGGUAAAUCUUGAGCAAACCAGACUGGAAAACGAAAUAGUAAAUGAUACAUUCUAUAGAUCAUACUUUGACGAUGUAUUAGUUGAAGAAGAAGUAGAAACAGUUUUAGGAGACCGCUUAUUGAGACAGCAAAAAAUUGACCAAUUUUUUACUACAGAACAUUGUUUUUAUAUAUACUCUUUUACUGUAGGAGGCGUAAUUAUAGCAAUUUUAAUAAGAUCAAUGUCAUUUUAUGCUUUAUGCAUGAAGGCUUCAACAAAACUCCACAAUAAAAUGUUCCACAAAGUUAUUAAAGGUACCAUGCAAUUUUUUAACACCAACUCCACUGGAAGAAUAUUAAAUAGAUUUUCAAAAGACAUGGGUGCAGUGGAUGAAGUUUUACCAUACGUUAUGAUAGAUACAAUGCAAAUAGCUAUGAACGUUAUAGCUAUAAACGUUAUCAUUGCGUUAGUCAACCCCUGGAUAUUGAUAUCUACUAUGAUAAUACUAGGGUUGUUCUAUGUAUAUAGAUCAAUAUAUUUGGCUUCUAGUAGAAAUAUUAAACGAAUGGAAGCUACAACACGUAGUCCAGUUUUUUCCCACAUAAAUGCUUCACUGCAAGGUUUGACCACCAUAAGAGCAUAUGGUGCUCAAGAGGUACUUAAAAAAGAGUUUGAUACUCACCAAGAUCUACACAGUUCAGCUUUUUAUUUGUUUGUGAGUUGCAACAGAACGUUUGGUUUUUGGUUGGAUUUCCAUUGUGUUAUAUAUUUGGCACUAAUCACUCUCAGUAUGUUCUUCCUUGGCGAUGAAGCUUAUGGGGGAAAUGUUGGUUUGGCAAUAACUCAAGCCAUGUCCCUAACAGGAAUGUUUCAAUGGGGUAUGCGACAAUGGAGCGAACUGGAAAACUGCAUGACCUCGGUAGAAAGGAUAGUGGAAUUUACAGACAUACAUCAGGAAGGGGCUGCUGAUAAGCCCUUAACUCAAAAUGCAUGGCCAAAAGAAGGCAACGUUGAAUUUAAGUCUGUUUAUCUGAAAUACGGACCUAGCGAUCCAUUCGUGUUAAAUAAUCUUAUAUUCGAUAUUAAAUCCGGUGAAAAAGUUGGAAUAGUUGGCAGAACCGGAGCAGGAAAGUCAUCAAUUAUAUCUGCUUUAUUUAGAUUGGCAGAUUUUGAAGGGUUAAUUAUUAUUGAUGGUAUAAGCACGAAAGAUUUACCCCUUCAUAGUAUAAGAUCCAAAAUAUCAAUUAUUCCACAAGAACCUGUUUUGUUCUCUGGUACUUUAAGAUCGAAUUUAGAUCCUUUUAGUGAACAUACAGACUCGGAUUUAUGGAGCGCUUUAGAGGAAGUCGAACUUAAGGCUGUAGUGUCAGAUUUUCCCUCAGGUCUAGACAGUAAGGUUUCUGAAGGAGGUUCAAAUUUCAGCGUUGGCCAAAGACAGCUUAUCUGCCUCGCCAGAGCAAUAGUAAGAAAAAAUAACAUUUUGGUAUUGGAUGAAGCCACUGCCAAUGUAGACCCAAAAACCGAUGCUAUGAUUCAGAACACGAUAAGAACUAAAUUUUCACAAUGUACCGUUUUAACCAUUGCUCAUCGUUUGCAUACUGUCAUGGAUUCCGAUAAGGUUAUUGUCAUGGAUGAAGGUAGGGUGGCCCAGUUCGGUCAUCCUUUUAUGCUAUUGCAGGAUAUACAUGGAAUAUUUUAUGGAUUGGUGAGGCAAACUGGAAAAUCUAUGUCCGAACAUUUAGCUGAAAUAGCAGAAAAGAGUUUUUAUAGUAAAGAAGAAGCCAAAUAAACCACGUCUCCAUAAAAGGUUAUUUUUUCUAUCCAUUUUUUUUUUUAAUUUUAUUUAUUGUAUAUUUUUAUUACUUUUAAAUUGUACAUAAUUUUUAUUUAAUAUACAUUUAUUACC